Molecule: messenger RNA, 3269 nt
Organism: Notolabrus celidotus (New Zealand spotty)
Lineage: Eukaryota; Metazoa; Chordata; Actinopteri; Labriformes; Labridae
Gene: rabggtb
Product: Rab geranylgeranyltransferase subunit beta
Exons: 9
Coding region: 128-1123 (331 amino acids)
Biological process (GO): protein geranylgeranylation
Cellular component (GO): Rab-protein geranylgeranyltransferase complex
Molecular function (GO): Rab geranylgeranyltransferase activity
Source: RefSeq, a predicted model, not a curated record
CCGAAGCACAAGGGGGCAAUAAUGUGUGUAGCUCAAGCAGGUUCCAAAAAUUCACGAAGAAGAAGUAGAACGGGAAAAGAAACCGUAGAAGAAGAUUUCUGGUCAUGCGAAAAUCCCAACAGUCAUAAUGGGAACCCAAGUGAAAGAUGUCCUCAUAAAGCCUGACGCUCCCUGCGCUCUGCUGCUGGACAAACAUGCAGACUACAUCGCUGCAUACGGAUCUAAGAAGGAUGACUAUGAGUACACGCUGUCUGAGUACCUGAGGAUGAGCGGCAUCUACUGGGGGCUGACGGUGAUGGACCUGAUGGCGCAGCUUCCUCGGAUGAACCGGCAGGAGAUCAUAGAUUUUAUCAAAGCGUGUCAACACGAGUGUGGAGGCGUCAGCGCCAGCAUCGGACACGACCCCCACCUCCUCUAUACUCUCAGUGCUGUUCAGAUCCUGUGCUUGUAUGACAGCGUGGAUGCGCUUGAUAUUGACAAAGUGGUGGAAUACAUCAAAGGGUUGCAGCAGGAAGAUGGCUCCUUCGCAGGGGAUAAAUGGGGAGAGAUAGAUACAAGGUUUUCCUUCUGUGCUGUUGCUACACUGGCGUUACUAGGCAAGAUGGACACAAUAAAUGUUGACAAGGCUGUAGAGUUUGUCUUGUCCUGUAUGAACUUCGAUGGAGGUUUUGGCUGCAGACCUGGUUCAGAGUCUCAUGCUGGUCAGAUUUACUGCUGCACUGGCUUCCUGUCACUCACCGGUCAGCUGCACCAGGUGAACGCUGACCUGCUGGGCUGGUGGCUCUGCGAGAGACAGCUACCGUCCGGAGGCCUCAAUGGACGACCAGAGAAGCUUCCUGACGUUUGCUACUCAUGGUGGGUUUUGGCGUCGCUGAAAAUCAUAGGCAGGAUCCAUUGGAUCGACAAAGCCAAACUUCGGUCCUUUAUUCUGGCCUGUCAGGACGAGGAGACGGGAGGUUUCGCUGACAGACCUGGAGACAUGGUGGAUCCUUUCCACACUCUGUUCGGUGUGGCCGGUCUCUCCCUCCUCGGAGAUGAACAGAUAAAGCCGGUGAAUCCUGUUCUGUGCAUGCCUGAAGACGUCCUGCAGAGAAUCAACCUGCAGCCGGACCUCCUCAGCUAGCCCUGUUGCACUCAUCAAAUCAUCAUAUAGACACUCACACACACACAUACACACACACUGCUGCCCCACACACCCACACCUCCAUGACUGGAUGUUGGGAGCAGAGAGAGGACCACCACACGUGUUAGACCCAUUUCUCUGUGCUCACUACUGAAAAAUAGAGUCAUGCAGUGAUUCCUCUGAGCCUUCCUGUCUUUAAACCGUCAGCCUCUCUUCACAUUAUCAAGUAGCUUUUGUUGGUUUUACUACAAGAGAACAGAUUGACAAAGAAGAGAUGUUCGGAGGUGUAAACAUCAUUACUGAAGCACUGAAAACAUUAAAGGUGAACAGGUAUGAAGCUGCUGUGGAAACUGGUUCAUUAGUUUUCUUGCUCUCAGUGAUCACUAUUUUAGUUCUUAAAUUUUCCCAGGAAGUUAUUACUGUGAUAAAUUAUAAUCCUGAGACCGAGGCGCUCACUUGAGAGGCUUUUUCAUUAGGGCUACCUUAAUGAAACAGAGAGGAAGAAUGCUCAUCUGGACAGCGUUUAUAUUUCAUUCGGCUCGAAGACGGCACCACUCUUUAUCUUUCUGUCACUUCUGUUUUUCAAAAGUAAGAGCACGUGAAGAGAAAACAAUCCUUGUACUCUUUAUACUCGAACAAUCUUAUAAGUGCUGUUCUAGAAGCAGGGCUGUGUCCAGACUAUUUGACUGGGGUGACCCAACGAGGGUCACUGAUUUAUGCAGGGGUGGAAAGAAGAAUGUGUGCACCCCACACAUGAAUGAAUAUCAAUGAAUAUCUUAUUUACCCUUUCUGUCUCCACUAAUCAGAUCUAACUUUACCACUAACUUAAAGUAUCAUACAGAUGUUCUCUAUUUUUUAGAAAUCUGAGCAAGAUGUUUGUCAAAAGUCACAAUCCCAAGUUCUCAAAAAGCUGUUUAUCUUUUUUGUUGGAUGGACUGAUUCCUCUCUUACACUCUAAACUAAGCUACCACAUUUGAAUGCUAACACAGCUACUAGCAGCUGGUUGAAAUUCAGCUCAUAUAGCUGAUUGUAAGCAUAAGUCCUGCCUCUGACAAGGAAUAUAACCAAACAUGUUUUCACAUUUUCGAGCAUUACUUGGGGUGGCUAAUCGUGUUACAAUGUUGGCCCACGGCACCCCUCUGGGCACACCCCUGUGUUAAAGGCCUUACAACUGGAAAUGCUACACAACACUUCUUAAAAAUAACACUUUUAUUGACAUCACGCAUGAAAAAAGGUUCAAUUAAAACCACGUCACUCGGUCCAGUUUCGUGAUGCAGCUGUGGGCAGAGAGGAUUGAUGUAGCUUCUGUUCUGUGUGUAAAAUGAUGGAACAUUUCCAGUCUUAUAUGUUGAUGGUUCUCAUGUCUUUUUACAUCUACUAUUUUUCUCAAGACUCUUUUCUGUCAGAAACAGCUGCUCUUCAUGCUCUUACACUCUUGUCUUAUUGAAUACAGUUUUCAUCUGUUGUUAGAUAACUGGUCACAUUGUUCCUACAGAUAGAUACAUAAACAACAUGUUGUAAUAUCAGUUUUGAACUUCAUUGAAUGAUCACAGAUGAAUUCAUCUGUUAAUGUUGUCAUUCAAAUGAGUGCAAUGUCAUUAUUAGACAAAACCUGGGAAUGUGAUCAUACACUUUAAAUUAUAUUUGAGGUGGUUACAGGGGCGGAGCCAGACCUUUUGGCUGCAGUGGCCAAACUGAGGCGCUGACUAUUGUAGAGGUGACCAGGUACACAUUAGGGCCCUAGCACAAACCUAGGAGUCUUAUUUCUGCUAAUCACGUCUACUCUAACUUCUACUAUAAAAAAAAAAAUCCCCAAAUUUAUUCUAUUCAUGUCUAGAAUAUUUAAUUUUAAAAUGUAACUCAACAAAGUGGCAGCAUUUGAAUCUGCUGAACUUGAUUCUUUAGUUACUUAAAAAAGAAGAUGUUUGCAAAUAGCCAAUCAUAGUUUAGGAUUUCAGGGUGAUGAUGGCCUCCCCCUGGCUCCGCCCCCGGAUGGUAACAUUCAAACUACAACAAAUAUUCAACUUGUUCAUCUGCACGGUGUUUUCUGUGGGUGCAGCUCCAGAAAGCUGCUUUCUGUUGCACAUGUGUAUCUUAACUUAUUUGUUAUUUACGUUAGCAAUUAAAAGUUUCCUUUCGAGUAUGA